This is a messenger RNA of Bubalus bubalis (water buffalo), 5365 nucleotides long. RefSeq names its product kelch domain containing 8B (gene KLHDC8B). Gene Ontology annotation, molecular function: protein binding. The record is from RefSeq and is a predicted model, not a curated record. The transcript has 7 exons. Lineage: Eukaryota; Metazoa; Chordata; Mammalia; Artiodactyla; Bovidae. Bases 3639 to 4703 code for a protein of 354 amino acids.
CCAGAGACGACUUCCUGGAGGAGGUGGCAGCAGGGACCGCUCUAAACCUUUGGGAGCCUGUGCAGGAGUGUGAGGGGCAGAGGUGCUUUUAGAAGCCUAUGGGCAGUCACAGAGGGUGUCUGGAUGCUUCAUCUGGGCACUGGUUAAUAGCCCUCCUCAUUCCCCAUAAAACCCCAGGAUCCUCUGGCUACUCUAUGUUUCUCUGCCUAUACAGAGGGGUCUGGGCACCCCUAAAGAGAACAACAGUCCAUCCUAGGCCUAAUCUUGUGCCCCUAAGCACCUCAGGGCCUCAGCCCUGGUGGUUGGGGUCCUUUGUGCCUUUAAGCAUAGCCAAUAUAUCCAGCAGGAAAUGCAAACUCUCCUGCUCCUCUAGUCAAUGCUUCUAGUCCCCUUGUGUUGGUAGAGAGAAGGAAAUUGUGGGCUCUCAAAGGCCAGGGUCUCAGAGGGUGCAAUCAGGAAGUCCCACCUUAGCACUCUCAGUCCCCAACUGUGGGUAAGCCCCAUUUCUGCCCCAUCUAUGGUUGAGAAUUAACUGUUCAUUCUUAGGACUAAUUCAGCCUCACCUUCUGCCCAAGUUCUCUUCCACAGCUUCUCCAAAGCCAGCAGUGUUGCCCUCUGUAUGCAAGUGGGGCCGGGCCUGUGUAAACAGAAUCCACUUCCAUGAAGAAGCAGAGCCCAGCCUCCAGGGAUGGCAUGGGCCUAGAUGUGUCCCGAAAAGAGGAUACAUCUUUAGUGAUGUCCAGUCUAGAAGUCAGUGCAAAAUGGAGGACAAAAAAGGGUAGGUCCAUCCCCAGUCUGUAUCCCUUCCAGACAUUAGAACUAGGAGAAUGGUAUGGCUGAGGGAAAGUGGUCUGGGGUACCUAGUUCUCUGAGGGGAGGCUGAUCCUUCUGUCUCUUGGCACCCAAUAUAUCUGGGAUGGAGCUCUCUGGGAUCAUUCAUCAGGACCAAGUCUGACUUGACCUAGACUCUGGUGGAUGCUGACUGGGAUCAGAUGAGAUGAGGUUGAAGAGACCUCAGGGUCAUCCCAGGAUCCAGCCUUGCUUUCCACUUGGCAUCUUUUAGCUAUUUAUUUGGCUGUGUCAGAUCUUAGUUGUGUCUUAGUUGUGUCAGGUCUUAGCUUUGUGUCCGGCGCACAGGAUCUUCGUUGUGUCAUGCUCUUGUUGUGGCGCAUGGACUCUCUGGUUAUGGCACAUGGGCUUAGUUGCUCUGAGGCAUGUGGGAUCUUAGUACCCUGAGCAGUGAUUGAACCUGUAUUCCUUGCUUUGCAAGGCAGAUUCUUAACCACUGGACCACGAGGGAAGUCCCUCCAUUUGGCAUCUUUUCUAGCCCUGAGUGAUGGCCCCUAGACCCAUAUCCACCAAAGCAGAGAUCUGGUGAAGAUCUAGAUGUGAAGGAGGCCACUGGUCUUGAAGGGAUCACCCCAGGAGGGAGUCUGUGUGCCAAGGAGGAAAGCUAAGGCUGGGUCUUGAGGAGCCGCUUCCUAGGGUGGGAGAGGAAGCAGGGCCUGUAAAAGACUCCAAGAGGCAGAACAAGAAACAGGAAAAAGCCAAGGUCACAAGGGGUGAAGCUUUGAAGAUGCCAGCAAAAUUUCAGUUACGAAAAAGAUCACAGAGCCCCUCCCCCAUUUUUUAUGGUGUGCCAUGGUGACUUUGGCAAGACCAAGUUUUGAGGACCAGUGGUAGUAGAUAUAAGGUUGACAUUAAGGCAGUGGAACCUGUAAGAGAAGAUGACUUCAAGAGUUUGAUUGGAAGGAAGGGGACACUGGAGGGACUUCGGGUGCUGGGAGGGAGCUAAAGGUAGGACGCUUUCAUGUGCUUAAUUGCUGGAAAGGAGAGGGGGAAGAGGCCUGGAAAGGGAAUAGUGAGAAAUGUUAGAGGGUGUGCAGGAGAGUGUGAAUACUCUGAGGAGGAAGGUACCAGUGGUUUGAGUGAGGAGCAUGUUGAGAGAAUGGAGUGGGAGGAUGGAAGCCUUCUAGCCAGGAUCUGUAAUCAGCCUUGGCACCAUUUCCCUGCCGGCCCUCUAACUUCAUCUGCCAGGCCCUGAAAGGGACUGAAGACUCUCUGGUCAUGGAGAAGGCAGGCUAAGGUAUUCAUGCCCCGGAGCUCCUCUCAGCCCAUUUCUGAUGGAGGUUUGAGAAUCAGUACCUUAGCAACCCUUGCUCUGAUUGGAACAAUAAUGUGAGGCCCAUGUUCUGUGCUGGCUCCCAGAGUCCCCAGCAGGAUUUGGUCGCUGUUGCCCAGAGUGGGAACUUGUUUGACACACCCUUAAUUGGCUGGUUUCCCUGUCUUCUUGCCACUUCUCUGCUGGCGCUUCCUGUCCUCAUUGCCCACAUUAACUAUGUGCAUUUGUGUCUCAGUCUCCAGGUGUGCUUCUGGGGAAAAUGAGGCAGACUGUCUAUAAAAUAGGGACAGGAUGGUAGCAAGCACAAACAUCCAUGAGGACCUCUGCUCUUAGGUGACCACUGACCUGUACAAAUGGGCCCCAGCUCACAGACUCAGCCAGUACUUUUAAUGCUGAGAAGAUAGGAUGAGCCAGGGUCUGGGUCUAAGGUAGGUCGGCCUCUGUCACACCAACUUGCUUUGGCCUGACCCCCGAGUUGGCUAGAGGCAGGCACAGGACCGUGAGGAUGGACAGUCACAAAGUGCCUUGGGUCCCAGAGUAGCCCAGGCCUUAGGCCCCACGGGAUAAGCCCAGAGUGACCUGACUGGGAGGUCCGUGGCCUCUGACUCUUCAUCCUUUGCUCAGGUACACUCCCCCACACAAACCGUCCCCACCCAGACCUGUGGAAGGGCCUGUCAAGUACUGAGGCUGGCACCUUCUGCUCCUCCACCCACGGCUAGCCUCGAUGUGCAUCACACAACCUCUUCUGUGCCCUGUCCGAGCUUGGGGAAGGGAGACCCAGCCAUUGCCCCCGCCAAGUCCCAGGCCUUUCCCUAAGAGGCCUCAAGGGGGCGCCGCCGCAAAGCCUGUCGUGGGCUCUUGAGAGCGCAGUAGCGGUGGGCGGGCGCCCGCUCCCUAAUUCCCCAGGUUCUCCUGGUCGGACCCUUCACGGGUGCUCCCAGGCUGGGUCCCGCUCAGAACCGCCCGCAUUCUACACGUGUCGUGAGGCCCAUCGCCGCUUCCUUUCUCCCCGCUGCCCGAGGUCGGAACCCAAAUCCUGGGCAGGCCCAGUGUCCACGUGUCCGUCUGUCUGUUCACCCGUGUGUCGGUGACCAUAGGUCGGUGCGCCCUGCUCCGGCCACGGCAGGUGCAGGGUUAAAGCAGGGGGAAGGGUUUCCCGAGUCGGGAGGGGGGACGAGGGGCGGACCCCGUCCAGCCCCGCCCCGCGCCGGAGCAGAGCCUGAACCCCGCCGGAGCCCGGCCUCAGCCCCAGCCAGAGCCGGCACCAGCGGAGCCAGAGCCGUGGACCCUGCUCCCGGCGGCGCCGGAGCCCGGGCCGGACCCUGAUCUUGGUCUUUUGUUGAGGAAUGGAUGGACUCUAUGGGAUGAUUCUCAAACGGGAUGUGAAGACCAAGUCCCUGGACUGGCCCCACACUCCCUUAUAGCCCCCUUAGAGUCAAGAUGAGGCCCUAUCAUGCCUUUCACUGAGGCCUGCAGCCUGAGCAGAUAGCAUGGCCUGCCACUAUAGGUGAACACCAUGGCUACAGGAGGAGGCCGGGCCUUUGCUUGGCAGGUGUUCCCACCCAUGCCCACCUGCCGGGUAUAUGGCACAGUGGCGUACCAGGAUGGGCACCUGCUUGUGUUGGGGGGCUGUGGCCGGGCUGGACUGCCUUUGGACACUGCCGAGACAUUGGAUAUGGCCUCGCACACGUGGGUGGCACUGGCGCCCCUGCCCACUGCCCGGGCUGGCGCGGCUGCUGUGGUAUUGGGCAAGCAGGUGCUAGUGGUGGGCGGUGUGGAUGAGGGCCAGAGUCCGGUAGCUGCUGUGGAGGCCUUCCUGGCUGACGAGGGCCGUUGGGAGCGUCGGGCCACUCUCCCUCAGGCCGCCAUGGGGGUUGCAACUGUGGAGAGAGAUGGUAUGGUGUAUGCAUUGGGGGGAAUGGGCCCUGACACGGCCCCCCAGGCCCAGGUUCGGGUGUAUGAACCCCGCCGGGACUGCUGGCUGUCGCUGCCCUCGAUGCCCACACCCUGCUAUGGGGCCUCUACCUUCCUGCAUGGAAACAAGAUCUAUGUCCUGGGGGGCCGCCAAGGCAAGCUCCCAGUGACUGCUUUUGAGGCCUUUGAUCUGGAGGCCCGUACCUGGACCCGACACCCAAGCCUGCCCAGCCGCCGGGCCUUUGCCGGCUGUGCCAUGGCCGAAGGCAGCGUCUUUAGCCUGGGUGGCCUGCAGCAGCCCGGGCCCCACAAUUUCUACUCCCGCCCACACUUUGUCAACACUGUGGAGAUGUUCGACCUGGAGCAUGGCUCCUGGACCAAGCUGCCCCGCAGCCUGCGCAUGAGGGACAAGAGAGCUGACUUUGUGGUUGGCUCGCUUGGGGACCACGUCGUGGCCAUUGGGGGCCUUGGAAACCAGCCGUGUCCCCUGGGCUCUGUAGAGGGUUUCAGCCUGGCACGGCGCCGCUGGGAGGCCCUGCCAGCUAUGCCCACAGCCCGCUGCUCCUGUUCUAGUCUGCAGGCUGGGCCUCGGCUGUUUGCCAUUGGGGGUGUGGCCCAGGGUCCCAGUCAGGCUGUGGAGGCCCUGUGUCUGCGUGAUGGGGUCUGAGUGCCUGAUGGGACCUGUCCACAGGAGAAGUUCUGUGCCAGGAGCAGGUGUCUGUGGUUCCUUUCGCUGCUCAGAAAGCUCACUGUGGCUCUGUGGGGUGAGGGAGGCACAGGGCGGGGCACUUGAGAUGCUGCCCCUGGGACGUGGGGGUGGCCUUCAUCUUUAGCACAGGACACACAGACCCUUUGACCCACCUUUACUCCCAUCCAUUCGUGGACCAUGAUGCCCAGCUCCACCCUUGCUCUGGAAACUACUGGGCCUCUGACCAACUGGGAAGUGGGAGAGGGCAGAGUUGGCCUCCUGCCCCACGGCUCGGUGCCUGCCUGGAGUUGAUCAGGCCCACCCCAAUGGCUAUUCCUGAAAACUCCUCGCUGUCAGCCUGCCUGGAAGACCCCAGUGGACCCAGAAGAGUUCAGAGAGGGCGGGAACACAGAGGGGUGUAGGCGUCGAUGUGGGGACCUCCAGAGGGCCAGAAGAACAUUGACUGUGGGCCCUUCACACUGCUGGCUGUGUGACUUCGGGCAAGUCACUUCACCUCUCUGUGCCUCAGCAUCCUCAUCUGUAAAUAGGGACCUCGGGGACCUUCCUGCCCAGCCUACCUCACAGGGCUGUUGUGAGGACCCGGGGGUUCAGAUGUGGAAGUAAAAGUGCUGCUAACUCUG